Podospora bellae-mahoneyi is the source of this 1990-nucleotide messenger RNA. RefSeq lists its product as uncharacterized. The coding region runs from base 1 to 1593 and encodes 530 amino acids. NCBI's taxonomy places the organism in Eukaryota, Fungi, Ascomycota, Sordariomycetes, Sordariales, Podosporaceae. The record is from RefSeq and is a predicted model, not a curated record. The transcript is spliced from 2 exons.
AUGGUCCUCUACACGGAUCCCCCGCCGCUGCGCCCGUUCAGCAAUGACAAGCCGACCCUCCUGGUGUGCUGGUGGAUCACCAUGUUCUGCGCCGUCAUCAUCCUCUUGCGGGUGUGCGGCAGGCUCGUGCGGACGGAGAGGCUGUUCCGGGAAGAUAAGAUGGCAGCUCUGGCUCUGGUGCCGCUGUUUCUGCGAAUGGGAUGCGUCCAUGUCAUACUGCUCUUCGGAACCAAUAACGUGCAGCUGGACAAUGUCAGGCUUUCGGACGAGGGGCUGCGCAGGAGGGAGAUCGCAAGCGGGUUGGUCUUGCUGAGUCGGGUGAUGUACGCUGCAACAUUGUGGGUACUGAAAAACGCUAUCUUGGAGUUUUUUCGGCGCCUCAAUGUGACAUGGGAACGGUCGUAUGAGCUUUCGUUGAGGUUCAUCCGUGCUGUUCUCGUUGCAACGUUCAUCGCCGUUGUGAUCAGUGACCUGACGGAAUGUCAGCCCUUUUCACACUACUGGCAAGUCCUCCCGGAUCCUGGCGGGAGAUGCCGUCAGGGGUACGCGCAGCUCUUGACAAUGGCCGUCUGCAACGUGUUUACAGACUUGCUGUUGAUCAUCUGCCCUGUGCCCAUCAUCGUUCGGAGCACGAUGAGCACCAAGAGAAAAGCCCAGCUUGUCAUGCUCUUCUCCCUCAGCCUUGCGCCCAUUGGAGUGACCAUCUACCGGGUGCCACACAUUAUUAACGAACAGGGGAGUCAACAAAGCCGAUCUCUCUACGCCUCGAUCGAGCUUCUCUUUGCGACGGCUGCAGCCAACGCCCUCGUACUCGGGUCUUUUGUUCGGGACAGGGGUGUCAAGAAGAGGAAGUACAAGUACGACUCAGUUGCAGUAGCGUCCACCAUUGACCGUUCAUCCGCCUCCGAGUCGCGACGGCCAACCGUUUUGAAGCAUUGGGGGAGCGACGAGGAUUUGGUGCGGGAUAUGGGAUACGCCGUCAAGCCCGAGCUCCGAGAAUCACAGCCCACCGGAAACGAGAACCCAGUGUUCACGCCCGCGCCUAUUGCGACCACCAAGCUGCACGAAGACAUGACCUCUUGGCAGUUCCCGGGUGCCAACCGAGCCAGCGCAGCGCAAAGCGACGACCCAUUGAUUUCAAGCGACCCAGUCCCAUCCGUCAGGAGUAAUUCGACAGCAACCCGACGCGUGUCGUUUUUCGACUACGGCGGUCUUCUCGAUGACGUAGGGCCCACGAGUCGACGAGGCAGUUAUCUGUCUUCGAAGGACAUUCCAGUUGGGCUAACGACAACUCACCCCUCACCGGCGGUGCAAGCAAGCGGCAACGGUCUCCGAAGGGGCUCGGCAGCCCUGCUGCAAGAUCUCGGAGGAUUCCUGAGUCCCCUGACCUCGAUCCAACCAAAGCCGAAGCCGAAACCACCGAGUCUGGAGCCCAUUGAGCAGUCGACCCAGGAGGGAUCUAACGCUGCACCGGGAUAUUCCAUGCCUUCGCCGGAGAAGGCAGGACCGGAGUUGCUGGAUCCUGGGGGGUUGCUCAACGGCAACGGGGCCUGCACUGAGGACUUGAGCAGCGGCUUUGUUCGAGAACUAUGAUGUCUUUCGUACAAGCGUGCGAUUUGUACACUACCUACCUACUGUCACCAGGGACUGGCGGGGCCAUCUGGGGACGAUGAGCUUUACACCUACUACUAAUUCGGCAAAGGGAAGGCGUUUUUUUUUUGGUUGUUGUUUUCUCCGCUUAUGGGCUGGGUGGGCUGUAUGAUAAGGGGAGAGAGAGGCGUUUGCAGGCGUCUAUUGUUUAUGAAAACGACAUUUCGUUCUAAUCCACACGAAAUACCCGCAGUCACACACAAAACAAUUAGCCGACCUACCACCACCACCACCACGACACACCAUUCAUCUUUUCCUCUCACACAACAAAUACGGCGGGAAAGAGGAUAUUCACGAGAUAAACAAGAAGAUGAUGAAACAACGACUAGGAACCAGAGGA